AUAUGUAGUACACUGUAUAUUAGUUAAUUUAAUUCGAAUAUUCAUCAGAAAUGCUGGUUUACAAAAUAUUUCUUGUUAUCGGUAUCUCAAGUUACACAACAGAGGCGUUAUCUCCGGAUAUCUGUAAGCAUUACCCAAAAAUGAAAUGGUGCGUAAUCGAAUACAUGUCGAAAGACCGAUGGGCACAUACCCACAGAUUUUUUUACAACUGGGAGAAGAGAUCCUGUCGAAUGAUUCGUUGGGCGGAGUAUUGCGGCACCGCUCCGCUGUCAGACAAUAAUUUCGAAUCGGAAGCAAUCUGCUAUCUAGAAUGCGGUGGAUGGGCUUAGCGUAUAGCUACAAAAUAAAUUGUGAAGGUUCAUGAAGACAGAACUACUGACAACCAACAUGAUAUUGUCAAAGGAUAUGGGCAAUGAGAUUGGCAAAGCUUGUCUGCGCAAUUUUGUAAUUGAGUUAGAAAAUUGGAUUCAAUGAUGUGUUUCUUAUUACAGUUUAUGUGAAUUUAUAUUUGGAUGCUUACUUUUAGAGUCUGGCUAAUGAGAGGUGUCCCUGAGAAACGCCAAUAAAAAAAAUCUGCUGCUGGUAAUGAUGCACUUAGUAAACGAAGUUGAUUCUGUUAAUUUUGGGAACACUCUAAUGCUUCGAAAUAUAUAAUAUGAUAUCUUAUUUUAUAUUAAUAAUAUCUUAUUUUUCAAAUUAGUAUUACUAUGUUAAUACCUUUUUUUAGAUGAUAAUGUGUAAUAAAUAUAUUAUAUAAUAAAUAAUAAUUUGGUACAACAUGGUUCGUCAUGCGCACUGGAUGAUUUAUUUGCGAAUUGCCCACGCCGUCGUCUGCCGGGUGGUCUUCUUCCGUCAAAUAUGUGCGAAGGGAUCGAUGACUAGUCCAUACGUCAACUCGUGAACGGGUGCUGAUUUGGUGCCAGGUAGACCUGUUCACGAAGCAUCCUUAUACUAAUGAAUUUAAGCUGAAUAGGUUGAUGCAACCAAUAUACAAUAAUUUAUAUUUAUACAGUUUAUUCUUUUUUUUUUUAAUGAAAUAAUUUAUAUUAUUUAAGCGCUAUUCAUAUAUUGAAUGCAGCACCUUACAAACAAAUUUGUUAUGUAUAUUACAACCAUUGAAAUACUCUAUUGAUUGAAGAGUGGGCGUUUCUUGUAUGUUCUUCUCACGAGCUCUACUUUUCCCGAAGAUAAGGUGAAUUCAAAAGCGCUUAGUUUAAACCUAUUUGAUUAAAGUUUCUUUGGCCUUUAGCUAUCUGGUGCUGGAGCCAGAAGGUAGGCAUUAAAACUACGUAAUGCCUAGCUUCUUCAGCCCAUCUGAAAUCAAUAUAUCUUGCUUUAGCAUUAUUCAGGAUUCAUUAAGUUACUUUAUGCGUAAAAUUGUGUGUUCUUAUUUUAAAUUUAU
This is a messenger RNA of Leptidea sinapis, 1402 nucleotides long. RefSeq lists its product as uncharacterized. The transcript is spliced from 3 exons. NCBI's taxonomy places the organism in Eukaryota, Metazoa, Arthropoda, Insecta, Lepidoptera, Pieridae. The coding region runs from base 51 to 329 and encodes 92 amino acids. Gene Ontology annotation, molecular function: serine-type endopeptidase inhibitor activity. The record is from RefSeq and is a predicted model, not a curated record.